CGAAGUGAUUUUUAUUUAUUUAUUGAGUUAAUUUGUUAUUAGACACGUUUGUUUAUUGGUCAAUAAAUCACGAAGAGUUGCGGACGAGAUGCACGCUUACAAAACUUUUCUAUCUUUGAGAAAAAUGCGCCGCGCGUGCACUCCGCUACCCUCCGCCGUGCACGCGCAGCCGCAUCCUUUAUUCGCCGCGCGUUCACGUGCUCGUCUUGGAUAAAGAGGGAGGCACGCGGAUCUCAGAGGAUAACCGGAAACAGCAGGUUGUUGUCGAAACAUCUCACGCAACAAUUAAAGAAAAAACACCUAAAGCGGCAGAGUAAUGGCUUUGACUCAGGAUCUGAUCCUGGCGUUUUUACUGGAGCGUGGCGGGAAAGUGAAGAACUCGGAGCUCGUGAGCAACUUCAAAGGACUUCUAAACUCCGCCGACCCCGCGGAGAAGAAACUGAACCGAGACCUGUUCAAACGCCUGGUCAACAGCGUCGCAGUGGUCAAACAGGUCGAUGAUGUGAAGUACGUGGCCGUGAAGAAAAAGUACCAGGGAGAAAACACCAGCUCCACCGAAUCGCCCUGCAGUCGGAAACCCAUCCAAACACAGAAUGUGGAUGUUAUUAAUAACAACCACUGUCAUUGCUCCCCGCAAACUGUGUGUAAUAGCAUUAAAAGUGCUGAAUCUGUUCCUCCUGGAAGACCAUCCGACUGCAAUGCAACCGAGUCUUUGACAGCAAGAGUGCUGAGCAUGACAAGCGAUGCCAGAAGAGGCAAAUCAGGGGCUGUUUUUGCUCUCGUAGCCAUAAAAUCUCCAGCAUAUGAGGAAAAUGCAAUAAGAUGCCUAAAAACAGUAGCAGGCGAUGCUGAACCUCUUCCAGCGGCUACAGAGAGAACUAUGAAAGUCAAAACGAGUUUUGCACAGGUGAAAUGGUGUCACAAACUCGGCAAACCUGCUAAAGUCUCAGAUGGAGUGCCUUUGGGAUCGAUGGAGCAUGAGUGGCUCGUGAAAGCAGCGACGGGAAGCUGGCAUCAGAUCUACAGCCUCCUGCUGCAAGAGCCUCGGCUGGCGGACAAGCCAAGCUUCAUGUCUGGAUUCACAAUCCUGCACUGGGCUGCUAAAAGCGGAAACUGUGAAAUGGUGUGUAAAGUCAUCGAUGUUUCCAGACAGAGAGGCGCAGGGGUCGAUGUGAAUGCCAAGUCUUAUGACGGAUACACAGCGCUGCACAUAGCUGCCAUUCACAGCCGUGAGCGUGUGUUAUCACUGCUGGUGUGUGAAUAUGGUGCCAACACUAACAUACGGGAUAACAGUGGGAAAAAAGCCUACCGUUAUCUAAGUCCAGACGUGUCCACUGACAUCAGAAAGAUGCUCGGAGACCCUCACAGUCUGCUGAAGGAUGCUCCGAACCCCUCAGACCUCCCUAAAGGAUCCAACACCUUGAGUAAACUAUUCCAUCCCCACAUCGCUGGACAUAAAAAGAAAUACAGACGUCGACCGAGCUUCCACUUCAUCAGAGACGAUCACGAAGACCCCAGAAUGAACGUCGCACUUCAUCGCAAACUGUUACAGUAGAAUAUCCCAGCUGACUUGUAUUACUGGUUUAAUAUUAUGUGUUAUUAAUUUAAUCUGUGAUUGUACAGUAACAGCCUUGCAUCUACUGAUUAUUUUACUGUUAAUUAAGUUAAUAAGUAACAAGAAAAUGCAUUUAACACAGCCGAAAGGCUGCAGAACAUGUCCAGAAAUAAAAUUGAUUUAAGUGUUAGGAAAGAAUAAUAUUUGAGAAUUUUUUUUUCCUUAAAUUCUCAUGCUGUAAAUGCAAAACGAACAAACUAAUUAGCCUACUUUUAAUUAAUUUUGUCAAAUUGAAAACCAUUUUAAUAAUGGUUUUAAUAAAUGUGCUCAGACUCAUCAGAUUUGGAGAAAUGAAGCAUUGUAUCAGUGUCUCAUCAAUGGAUGCUCUGCAGUGAAUGGGUGCCGUCAGAUUGAGAGUCCAAACAGCUGAUAAAAACAUCACAGUAAUCCACAGCACUCCAGUCCGUCAUAUCACGUGAAGCCAAAAGCUGCGUGUUUGUAAGAAACAAAUCCGUUAAUAUAUUUUAAUUGUAACUUCCAUAAAGUUCAUAAUUUAUAACAAUGCUUCCUCCAGUGAAAAAGUACAUUUCCUGUUGUUCUCUCGCAUCAAAAACCAACAACAUAUUUGUUUGAACUGUUUUGGCUUAUAAAAAGUGCUCGACUUCUGCUUAUUUCUCCCCUGAUUCAGACAAAACAUCCACUGGCAAAAGUAAUAUUAUGGAUCGAGGACUUGUAUUUUAGCCAGAAGCAACACAGCCUUUGUCUUCACAAGAUGUUAGCUGAUGGACGGGAGUGCUGUGGAUUAUUGCGAUAUUUUUAUCAGCUGUUUGGACUCUCAUUCUGACGGCACCCAUUCACUGCAGCGCAUCCAUUGAUGAGACACUGAUGCAAUGCUACAUUUCUCCAAAUCUGAUUCUCAAAACAAACUCGGAUUAGGUGAGUAAUUGUGAAGUACUUGUACUGCCCUUAAUUUAUGUUGAAAAUAAGAAAGAAGAAGAAAAAGAAAAAAAAACAUGGUUUCUUUGUAAUGCAAAUUUGGUGGACAGUAUGCAUCAUUGUGUUACAAAAUAAUGCCACCAUGUGACUUGUGUGAGCAUUUUCUGAUUGGCCUCAGACAGUGACUCUGUCAUCGUUCUUAUCUGAUUGCUGUGCUGUGAAUAAUGGCUAGAGAAACUCCUGGCACUGCAUGAAUGGAGAGAGAGGCCUCUGUGUCGUCCUUGAGCUCAUUUCAUGCUUGAUUUGAUGUCUGUGUAAUACUGAAGAGAUAAACUCUAGCUCGGUUCUUUUAUUUUUGAAUAAGCCAAGGUCGAACUUUAUGCAUACAACCACUUUACUGAUCUAAUGCGUAAGAAGAAGAAACCUAGGAAUUUAUCAAUGUUAGAAACAGCCUGGAACUAUAAUGAGGCUUCUGUCACAGUCAGGCAGUGAUUCAUGCGUGAUUUCAUGGGCAUUCGAGCAUAGCAGAACUGCAUUCAGAGCCUUUUGAGUGAUGUGCAGUGAUCUGGAAUGAUACCAGUGCCCUUGCCUCUCCGUUAGAGCUCCAGCGAGGUGAAGGUCGUUCAGAAAGUAUAUCCUUUGGGUUCAGAGCACUUCACUGUUGAAUGUGAAGCUAUCCUGAGCCAGAUUUGAGCACUUAAGCUGACAAAAUUAUUUGAUUACUUGUAAUAUUUCAUUAAAGUUCAUGUAAAUGGUGUCAAA
Molecule: messenger RNA, 3253 nt
Organism: Carassius gibelio (silver crucian carp)
Lineage: Eukaryota; Metazoa; Chordata; Actinopteri; Cypriniformes; Cyprinidae
Gene: sowahab
Product: sosondowah ankyrin repeat domain family member Ab
Exons: 1
Coding region: 317-1555 (412 amino acids)
Molecular function (GO): protein binding
Source: RefSeq, a predicted model, not a curated record